Messenger RNA from Fragaria vesca subsp. vesca, 1402 nucleotides. Its product is annotated as peroxisomal 2,4-dienoyl-CoA reductase-like. The record is from RefSeq and is a predicted model, not a curated record. Gene Ontology annotation, molecular function: 2,4-dienoyl-CoA reductase (NADPH) activity. Gene Ontology annotation, biological process: fatty acid catabolic process. The transcript is spliced from 5 exons. The coding region runs from base 156 to 1049 and encodes 297 amino acids. NCBI's taxonomy places the organism in Eukaryota, Viridiplantae, Streptophyta, Magnoliopsida, Rosales, Rosaceae.
CUCUGUGUAAAGUAUACGGCUUUGGGUCUAAAGGUUUAAGCUUUGAGAUAGGGUUGGUACUAAACGACCGCGUUUUGGUUGGCCAAAAAUGAUUAAUGACGUAAUAAAGAAUCGAUUUUUAUAAGGACAAGAGUGAGACAGAGAGGAGGAGAGAGAUGGAGUCACCGUUUAAGGCAGAUGCGUUGAGAGGGAAGGUGGCGUUGAUAACCGGAGGCGGGUCGGGUAUCGGGUUCGAGAUUUCGACCCAGUUCGGGAAACAUGGUGGGAGUGUGGCUAUUAUGGGGAGGAGGAAGCAAGUGUUGGACUCUGCUGUGGCUGCUCUUAAGGGUUUUGGAAUUGCGGCUAUUGGCUUCGAGGGGGAUGUGCGUAAACAGGAAGAUGCAAAAAGAGUGGUGGAAUCGACUUUCCAGCAUUUUGGUAGGCUUGACAUACUUGUGAAUUCGGCAGCAGGAAAUUUUCUUGCAUCAGCAGAAGAUCUAUCCCCUAAUGGAUUUCGAACAGUUUUGGAUAUUGAUUCUGUUGGUACAUUCACAAUGUGCUACGAAGCACUCAAGUAUCUUAAAAAAGGAGGACCAGGAAGGAGCUCAUCUAGUGGCGGAACAAUAUUGAACAUCAGUGCAACUUUACAUUAUUCCGCUUCUUGGUAUCAAGUUCAUGUGUCUGCAGCCAAGGCAGCUGUCGAUGCCACUAUGCGAAACUUGGCAUUGGAGUGGGGAACUGACUAUGAUAUCAGAGUCAAUGGAAUUGCUCCGGGUCCUAUUGGUGAUACGCCUGGCAUGAGUAAACUUGCACCUAAGGAGAUAGGUAGCAAAGCUAGAGAGUACAUGCCUUUGUAUAAACUAGGUGACAAAUGGGAUAUCGCUAUGGCUGCUCUAUACCUUUCAUCAGAUGCAGGGAAAUUUAUCAAUGGAGCUAUCAUCGUUGUUGAUGGAGGACUUUGGCUGAGCCGGCCUCGCCAUCUGCCAAAAGAUGCUGUGAAGCAGCUUUCCCGCACAGUAGAGAAGAGAUCUAGAAAUGCACCAGUAGGGGUUCCAAGCAGCAAGCUGUAAGUAGAACAAACACUCCGCCAUUGUUUACAGUUAUUAGUCAAAGACUCAUAUUCCAACAGAUGAAUGAGAAUCCAUCUCCUUCCAUUGUUGAACAAUAGUUGGAUAUGUGAAAUUGGGCGCCAACAGAUUAAAACAUUCAUAAUAGUGUUCCUUGUCUACUGCUGUUGUGACCAGAAGUAGUGUAAUUAUCAGUUUAUCACAGGUGUGGAAUAAUUAUUGUUAGUCCAUUGUGACCAUUUGUAAAACAUUUCUGUUUUUAUGUUUAAUGUAGAAAGUCAUGAAGUUUAUAAUGACAGUAGUACUGAUUUCUCCUGUCAUCUAUUUAAAGUGGCUCAAACCAGUUAUAUUGGAUC